Molecule: messenger RNA, 2034 nt
Organism: Peniophora sp. CBMAI 1063
Lineage: Eukaryota; Fungi; Basidiomycota; Agaricomycetes; Russulales; Peniophoraceae
Source: the annotation of a GenBank genome assembly
AUGUCGCGGCUGCUGCAGCGCGUCGCAGCUCGUCAACGCUCCACACUACCUACUGCUACACCCAAAAUAUGCGUCCAUCUGCCCAAGGUCGCUGCACGCACACUAGUGUCCACGCCGACGCUGGACGAGUUCCUAUGGCAGAACCUGAGCAGUGAUGACAGCUCAACGGCGUCGACGUCCGCCUGGCCGGCCGAGCAAAUGCGGCAGCGGAUGCUUGCGAUGAAGACGCGGAUGCUGCUGGAACUGAUGAGCCGGCCAAACCCGCAGAUGAACGCGGUGUGGCACGCGUACGAGGACCUGCUGGCGUACGCGGGGGACGACGUCCUUCCCCUAGAAAUCCACCAGCUCGCCCUCCGCAACUCCGUCCUCUCCCCGCACGAGGCCCGGCGCGUGUCAAAAUCUAAAUACCUGACGGUGCACUUCCCCGACGAGCCGUUACCGCUGGAGAACCGGAUGCGGAGCGUGCUGCAGACCAUCAAGGACGGCGGGAUGGUGCCCGCGCUCGAGGACUUUCACUUUGUGCUCAGGAUGUACGCGUCUGUUGGACACUUCGCCGCCGCGGAGAAGAUGCUGGCCGAGGUCGGGGAGUGCGGGCUGAAGCCUGUGCCGGCGACGUACGGAUACGUCCUCCAGGCCUGCGCACACAGGUCGCGCCUGCCCUCCCACGCCAAACACGUCGCCACCCAACAGCUCGUCGAGUGCGUCCGGCGCCUGAUAGCGGUCAUGGCCGAGCGCAACAUCCCGAUGGCGCCCGUCAACGUCGACCUCGCCGCCCGCGUGCUCAGGUACGGCGCCGACGAGGAGGGCUUCGCGCAGCUCGUCAAGUACGCAUACGACUUUGACCUCGCAUUCACCGACCACGCGCCCAUCGACGUCGCCUCCGCUUCCACUUCGACGGCCAUCCCGGCCAGCAUGCCCCGCUCCCGCCUCUCCACCGCCGCGCUCAACAUGAUCAUCGACGAGCUCGGCCGCACGCGCCGAAUAUCGAAGAUGGUCGAGGCGUUCGAGGUGCUGACCAACCCGCUGCCCCAGCCGUCGUCGGCGGAGGUCGCGGGCUGGGACGAGGACGAGGACGGGGGGUACACGCCCAUGACGGCGUCCGCCCCCGCCAGCGCACCGCCCAACACGACCUCUUUCCGUCUGUUGAUCACGCAUGCUGCGAAAGCGGGCCACGUCGCGCUGGCGAGGCAUUAUAUAUUACACGCUAUGCACCUCGAGACGCAAGAGUCCCGACGUAUACGCGCGGCGUUGCGCGUCAGACCGCCCGUGGCGCUCCCGGUUCAGCCGCAGGUCGCGGUACAUGUGCGCAUGCUGUAUCCGUUGCUGCAUGUCGCCGUCCGGAAACACGACGUGGGGCUCUUGCGGUUCGUGCGGAGCGCGGCGCUGAGGAGCAUCAGGUCGAAAUGGGGCGAUAUCGACGUGUUGACGGAGUGGAGGGCCGCCGUCGAAGCGCAGGAGGCCGCCGACAGGCUCGCUCCUCCGCCGCCGCCGCCUGCCGUGGAAGAAGCGGCAACGUUCCCGUUCGAGAAGAACGAGAGCGUCGCGGAGGAUGCGGACGUGUUCGCGCCGCUCCCGACGCCGCCCCGACUAUCAACAUUCUUCACUCCGUCGUCCAGCACGCCCUCUCUCCGCCCCAAACCGGACCAUAUAACGGCAUACGAGCCCGCCGACCGCAAACCGCUCAACUACGCGCUCCACAUGCUUCUCCUCCAGACCGAACGUUCACGCCUGGACGAGCUCGUCGUCCUCACGUCCAAACUCUACGCCCGAGCGCAGUUGAGGAUCAAAGAGAGGUUGGGGAGGAGAGUGUGGCGCGAUCAGGACGUGUAUGUGCGGAGCGUGGGCGAUCGGGUGCGGGUGGAUAAGAACUAUUGGAGGGGGAGCGUGCGCUUCUGGGGGAGGGAGGAGGAGGAGAGUAAGGCGGUGCAUGGGCAGAGGAGGUUCGGGAAGGAGGGCGUUUGGAAGCCUAGAGAGCGGUGGCCGGAGUUUGAGGAUCCGGAUGCGUUGCCCAAGUUGCGCCGUCGUAGGGACUAG